Molecule: messenger RNA, 1800 nt
Organism: Biomphalaria glabrata
Lineage: Eukaryota; Metazoa; Mollusca; Gastropoda; Planorbidae
Exons: 1
Coding region: 138-1172 (344 amino acids)
Source: RefSeq, a predicted model, not a curated record
UAGGUUUCUUUCUUUGCCAUUUAACCGCAGGCUCUAGGCUUUAGUUGAUCUCUUGUACAAUUAGUAGAAUUUUUUUGGUUCCCAUAUUGUAUAUAAUUUAAAUAUAAUACAGCCAAGUAGUGUACAUUGUAUUUACCAUGGAAACUAGGUUGACAAUUACUGCCCAGUUUAUAAGUGAUGGUCGUUCUUUGGGGUACGAAGGUGAAAGGUUGGAGAGGUAUGUGGCUGAGCAGAAAGAAGACUAUGAAAAAGCUAAGAAAGAGGCGAAGGCAGAGGAGAAGGCCAGAUUUGAACGUGAGGAGAAGGCCAAGCGUGAGGAAAACGAGAGGUGGAAAGAAAGAGAUGCCAGGGAGGAACUCAAGAGGAAAGAGGAGAUGGAACUAGAAAGAAUGAAGGAAAAGUCAGCAACAGCGGCUGGGACGGCAACACAGGCAGAGGUGCGGCCUAGAAAUGUUUUAGAUAAACUUGACAAGAGCUUCCAGGGAAUGAAGGAAGACGAUGACCUGAUGGCAUAUUUAACACACUUUGAGGCCGUCGCAACAAGAUGCAAGAUUGAUAGAAAGGAAUGGUCAUUGCUCAUGUCCUAUAAACUAACUACCUUUCUAAGAAACUGUAUGCUGCGUGACAGUCUGUUUUUGAAUGAAAAUUAUGAGGAAGUGAGGACCGUAUUACUCCGACAUGCGGAUAUAAACGCGGAAACCUGCCGCAAGAGGUUCCAUCGGGUAAAACCACGACAGAACGAUUUUAGGGGUUUUGUCACAGAGCUGCGAAAUGCGUUGGACAAUUGGUUGAAAAUGGCUGAAGUAGGCAAGACUGUGGAAGAAGUGAAAGAGUUGCUGGUGAAAGAUAGAAUACUUGAGAAUGUGUCCGGUGAUGUGUACAAGCAACUGAUAAUAAGUAAGAAAGGCACCGUUGAUGAUAUGAUUGAUGUUAUUGAAGGUUUUAAGGUUGCUAGUGAGGGUGUGUCGCUUGCUAAGGAAGACAAAGUGUAUGUUGCGGCAGCGUGUAGUGAGCCUGUGAUGAAUCGGAGUCCUGGGGGCAAAAGGAUGGAGAUCGCUUACUUCAGUUGUGGUGAAAGGGUUCCAGAGAUUUACCCGAUUAAUUCAACUGAUAGGGAAGACGAUUGUAAUACUGUGGUCAGAGCACAUGAGCAGAGGCCAAGUGAUAGAUGACUAGAGGGCCGUCGCGAGUCCAAGAGUCGUCGUGACUAUAAGCUGAUUCCGGAUCGUUACACAGUGACAGUUAGAAAUUUACCAUAUAAUGUUAACUGGCAGAAGUUAAAGGAUAGGUUUAGAGAUGUUGGUUUGGUGGGAUUUGUGGAGGUUUUGAUGGCGAAUGGGAAGUCAAUGGGUGUAGGUCAUGUUAGGCUCAGGAACCUGGCAGACGUUGCGAGAGCAGUUAAAUAUUUGGAGAAGUCCAAAUUUGGAGGUAGGAAUAUUGUGGUUGUCCCUCAUCGUAUAAGCACGCGGGGAUAACGUGAUGAUAACUAGGGUACUCUGGUAAAUCCAUAUUGAGUUGUUUAAAUAUCGAGACCUAUGGAUGAAUGGUGUUGGUAUAUUUAGAUGUUGAUGUAGUCAAUAUUCUAGACGAAGUUUUUUUUUUCCAUUCCACUUAUAUCUUUAUAUAUACUUAAAGUAAGUUGAGUAUAUACUUUGUUAUUUAAAGUAUCGGAACCAUAUCUGUUAGUUAAGGGAGUAAAAGUUUAUUGGUAGAUACGUGGAUUUAGUUUUUCCUUUUAAGGCAUUUUUACGUCGUUUAAAAUCCAUGAGAGUAGACUGGAGCUGUGAGUGUGCGGAGGCA